AUGUGCUGUGUUAUUAACUGGGGCCGCGCCGGCUCCACGUACCCUCUGACCUUUGGCCUUGCCUGCUGCGCCAUCGAGAUGAUGCACAUGGCUGGUCCCCGAUACGACAUGUAUCGCCUGGGCCUCAUGUUCCGAGCCUCUCCCAGACAGGCGGACCUGAUGAUUGUCGCCGGCACCGUUACGAACAAGAUGGCUCCUGCAAUGCGACAGUGCUACGACCAGAUGCCCGAACCGCGAUACGUGAUCAGUAUGGGUAGCUGUGCAAAUGGCGGUGGACAUUACCACUACAGCUACUCCGUUCUUCGAGGCUGUGAUCGGGUCAUACCUGUGGACAUCUAUGUUCCUGGAUGUAUGAUGGACCUCAGCUCAUACACCAUACAACUUGUUGAAUAUGCAUGA
Messenger RNA from Penicillium argentinense, 399 nucleotides. Its product is annotated as NADH-quinone oxidoreductase. The record is from RefSeq and is a predicted model, not a curated record. Gene Ontology annotation, molecular function: NADH dehydrogenase (ubiquinone) activity; 4 iron, 4 sulfur cluster binding; quinone binding. NCBI's taxonomy places the organism in Eukaryota, Fungi, Ascomycota, Eurotiomycetes, Eurotiales, Aspergillaceae. Gene Ontology annotation, biological process: aerobic respiration; mitochondrial respiratory chain complex I assembly; electron transport coupled proton transport. The coding region runs from base 1 to 399 and encodes 132 amino acids. The transcript has 2 exons.